AUGUCCGCCCGCCGCUCCAUCUUCAACGUGCCCUCCUCCGACAACGAAGACCAAGAACUCCCCGAGCACCAGCCCUCAGACCUCAGCGUUUCUGACCCCGGGUCCGAAUCCGACCAGCCCCCCCCCUCCGACGACGACGACGAAGCUCCCUCCGACGAAGAAGACGGAGAAGAAGACCUCCCCCAAGACGCCCAAAAUGCCCGCGCAGACCACGACCCCGACGACUCCGACUCCGACAGCGACCCGGACUCCUCCUACCGCUGGGGCACACACCACGACACGCGCCGCACCGUGCAGCCCUUCUACGGCGUCAUCGCGGCCCUCGACCGCGCGCACAACUCCUCCCUCUCCGCGCACCUCUACUCCGCGCACCUCAUAAAGCGGUACAACCUCGCCGCGCCGCUCCCCACCCCCUCCAACACCUCCACCUCCACCUCCGAGACUGAGCCCGAGCGCCGCGAGAACCGCGCCUACUCGCCCACGCAGCUCGCGUCCGACGCUCUGCUCCCGCGCUCAAAGCGCUUCAUCACCAACAGCUGGACCUCCUGGCCACACCCGGCAGACCACGUCCCGCGCGGCUACGAGCACGAGCCCCACACACUCAAGUCGCAGCCGCGGCGCUCGCACAUCGACCCGUCCACCUACUCUGCCCCGACUGCAGCGGCAGAGGCGGCACCAAGUCACAUGCUCGAGGAGGUCCUCACGGCCGCGUUCCUCCGCGCGGGGAAGGAGAAGCUGCUGGCGCGCGGGGAGGCAGCAGGCGCGCUGAUUCCCGUGCUGGACGAGGACGUGAGCAACCACCUGCUACGGCCCGUGGUGCGCAGCGUCAUCAGCCGCUUGGAUAAGCUGCUUGUGGGGCUUCACCACGAGCGCUCGUACACCAAGGCGCUUGUCGCCGAAGAUGCGGCCACCGCCACCGCCACCGCCACCGCCGCCGCCGCACGCGCACCGCGUCGCCCCCACAAGCGCCAGCAAGUACGGCGGAAAGAGACCGUUUCCUCUGCGGAGGCAGCAAGGGAGCGGCGCAGGGCCGUCACGCCCAUGACCGACACCGAAGAUGAAGCCGAAGCCGAAGCCGAGGAAGCAGAAGAGGCAGACUCGCAGCCCGUGCGGAAGCGGAAGCGGGCGCCGUCACCGAUUGCGCGGCAGUGGGCGAAGAAGCGGAUGACGCGGCUGCGGCUGCGGGAUUGGAGUAAUGUUGUUGGGGUUGCGGCGCUGACGGGGUUUGAGGGUGGGGUUGUGCAGCGGACGGCGGGGCGGUGUGGGGGACUGUUUGGAGAGACGAUGGGGUGGAGGAACGUUGGGAGGGAUGAUCAUCUGAAGGAUCGGAGGGGCGGGGAGGAGUGGGUUGGUGCUAGGGUGGAGGCGGAGGGGGGAGCGGCAGUGGCAGUGGCGGGGGGAAGGGGAAGGGGGAAGGGAGUGGGAGUGGGAGUGGAGGGGAGGAGGGGAGCGAGGGGAGCGAGGAGCGGUAUGAAGGGAUUGCGAGGGACGGGUUUUUGGCGCCCGUGGCGAGACCCGUGA
Morchella importuna is the source of this 1521-nucleotide messenger RNA. RefSeq lists its product as uncharacterized. The record is from RefSeq and is a predicted model, not a curated record. The transcript has a single exon. Bases 1 to 1521 code for a protein of 506 amino acids. NCBI's taxonomy places the organism in Eukaryota, Fungi, Ascomycota, Pezizomycetes, Pezizales, Morchellaceae.